Messenger RNA from Solanum pennellii, 1403 nucleotides. RefSeq lists its product as uncharacterized. The record is from RefSeq and is a predicted model, not a curated record. Bases 237 to 836 code for a protein of 199 amino acids. The transcript has 3 exons. Lineage: Eukaryota; Viridiplantae; Streptophyta; Magnoliopsida; Solanales; Solanaceae.
CUUAUUUAACAGGAAUUUCGACCAAUUUCAAUGAACCUUAUCUUCUUCAUCCCCAUAUAAAUAGGAGUAAGCGGGAACACCAUUUUCUUCAAUUGUAAAUUAGUCCCUCUACUUCAUCUGAAUUACGCUUCGGCCAUUUUGGUUAUGUUCACUGCCGGUCACCGGAAAACUGAGAGAUAUUCAUCCGCUACCGUCGCACAGGUAAACAUUAAAAUCUACACUUAUAUAUAGCGUAAAUGCCUUCUCCGAGAAAUCACCGGAGAGGAGGCAGUGAGGAGAAGAAUCGGAAGGGGAAGUUAUCGGAGAAAUCAAUGUCGUUUCACGUACAGAGUUCGGAGAAUAGUACGUCGGAGUUGCUGCGAAGGCCGAGAACAGUACCGGAUUUGCUCUCCGCCGGUAGAAUUUCAGCCGGAACCGGUAAAUCGCCGGAAAUGAAGGACAAAUUGAAGUUAACGAAGUUGCUGUUGAAUGUUACGAUUCAGAGAAGUAUAGGUCCUGUACAUGUUCUAAUUUCGCUUGAAUCAACGGUUCAGGAUCUCAUCGCUGCCGCUCUCCGGCAAUACUCGAAAGAAGGAAGACGGCCGGUUCUUACAUCCGUCAUUCCCGCCGAUUACGAUCUUCAUUACUCGCAGUUCAGUUUAGAAAGUUUAGACAGGGAAGAGAAACUGAUCGGAUUAGGUUCUAGAAACUUCUUUCUAUGUCCAAAAACGUCAAAUUCCGCCGGCGCCGGUGCCGGAACAUCGUCUUCUUCUUCGAGCUGUGCAAAGCAAGCUGAUAAAGCUACUGCUACAAAAAUUUCAUUGCCUUGGCUCAAAUUCAUGGAUUUCAUGCUGUGAAGAAAUUAUACUCCGAAUUUGUCACUGCAAGGAGGAGGAAAACUAAUAUGCAAGUAUUAUUGAUGUCAAAAACACCAGCACUAAGAAAGUGAUGUCAUAUCGAUCGAGGAUGAAACAAAAUCAGCAGCUGUUCUUGGCAUAGCCCACUUCAAUCCCAACAAAUAUAGGAACAUCUGUCAAAUCUGUGUAGAUGAUAUAGAGCAAUGUAAGAAAAUAUGGUAAACUGAUUCCACCUCUAUUCAGCACAUGUAGCAGACUAGCUGUAUCCGUCUUUUGUAGAUUGUAUUGAGUCGACCACACAACUUACUUUUCUGUAUCCUCUUAAAUACACCAAAAGUAAGUUGAUUAGUACCUGUGGGCUGUGAGUAGCAUCUUGUAACAGAGCUGACUGUGAAUGAACCACAAGUCCUGCCAUCUACAAAUUAACGGAUCAUUACUGUUGUUCGAAUGAGAAACUGAGGAUUAAAGGUUGGAAAGAGAGUAGUAUUUUCAUGUAGCAUCAACAUGAAACAGAGUGAUUAGAGUUGUGUACUACUUAUGGGAAUCAAAGGUGAUUAAAGUUGUGUA